AUGGUGGGGAAGCCCAGGCUGCACUACUUCAACGCACGAGGCCGGAUGGAGCUGAUCAUGUGGCUCCUGGCUGCCGCCCGAGUCAAGUUUGAAGAGAAAUUUAUAGACACUCCAGAGGACUUGGAAAAGCUGAAAAAUGAUGGCAGUUUGAUGUUCCAGCAGGUGCCAGUGGUGGAAAUUGAUGGGAUGGAGCUGGUGCAGAGCAGAGCCAUUCUCAACUACAUCGCCGCCAAACACAACCUCUAUGGGAAAGACAUCAAGGAGAGAGCCCUGAUUGAUAUGUACGUAGAAGGUAUGGCAGAUUUCAAUGAAGUGUUUGUGAUAUUGCUCUCAAUCCCACCUGAUGAGUAAGGUCCCAAGAUUACCCAGAUCAAAGGGAGCACAACAAAUCGUUAUUUCCCCGCAUUUGAAAAAGUGUUAAAGAGCCACGGACAAGACUACCUGGUUGGCAACAGGCUGAGCAGGGCUGACAUUCACCUGGUUGAACUUAUCUACCUUGUUGAAGAGCUUGACCCCAACCUUCUGGCCAACUUUCCUCUGCUGAAGGCCCUGAAAGCCAGAAUCAGCAACCUCCCCACCGUGAAGAAGUUUCUGCAGCCUGGCAGCCCGAGGAAGCCUCCAAUGGAUAAGAAAUGUUAUGAAAAAGGAAUGAAGAUUUUCCAUGGAUCACUUAGCCCUGAGACUGAUGGAAAAUCCCCGUCCUCUGCUGCCAUCCCUGGUCUUUGCUGCCCUUUCUGCCACCUGGAGCUCCUGUGUCCCAUCGACCUUCUGACCUGGGCGGAUUCGGUGGAAAGCCUGGCCACCAUUAGCCCACUUGCGCAGCAGCAUCCUCAUGCCCUGUAG
Messenger RNA from Equus caballus (horse), 843 nucleotides. Its product is annotated as glutathione S-transferase A1. The record is from RefSeq and is a predicted model, not a curated record. Gene Ontology annotation, molecular function: glutathione transferase activity. Gene Ontology annotation, biological process: glutathione metabolic process. Gene Ontology annotation, cellular component: extracellular exosome; cytosol. NCBI's taxonomy places the organism in Eukaryota, Metazoa, Chordata, Mammalia, Perissodactyla, Equidae.